Messenger RNA from Cuscuta epithymum, 1593 nucleotides. The record is from the annotation of a GenBank genome assembly. Lineage: Eukaryota; Viridiplantae; Streptophyta; Magnoliopsida; Solanales; Convolvulaceae.
GUCUUUUUGUACUAUAUGAGUAAUUAACUCUAGAGAUUUCUUUGGAUGACGAGAUUAGAUGAACCAAUAUGCAUACACAAAUAUAUGCUGUCCACACAGCCAUAGCUCUCUGCUCAAACUACUCCAACACUGUCCAGAAGAAGAAAACUGGCAGCAGACAUGGCCUUAGUAAAACCCAUACUGAAGUUUUGUCCCUCCGGCACUCCACGGCCGAGCAGCUGCCGGAAACCGCCGCUCUUCAGCGUGAGAAUGUCGAGCACCGCCACAUCGGCGAAGAAGGCCGCCGGGAAGCAGGCGAUCAAGGAAUCCCUCCUGACGCCGAGAUUCUACACGACGGACUUCGAGGAAAUGGAGAGGCUCUUCAACACGGAGAUUAACAAAAAUCUGAAGGAGGAUGAGUUCGUGUCGCUGCUUCAGGAGUUCAAGACGGACUACAAUCAGACCCAUUUCGUGAGGAACAAGGAAUUCAAGGAGGCCGCCGACAAGCUUCAGGGUCCUCUCCGGCAGAUAUUCGUGGAGUUCUUAGAGAGGUCCUGCACUGCCGAGUUCUCUGGUUUCCUUCUCUACAAAGAGCUCAGUAGAAGGCUCAAGAAAACAAACCCUAUUGUAGCAGAGAUAUUCUCUCUCAUGUCUAGGGAUGAAGCUCGCCAUGCUGGGUUCUUAAACAAGGGAUUGGCCGACUUCAACUUGGCAUUGGACUUGGGCUUCCUGACUAAGGCCAGAAAGUACACAUUUUUCAAGCCCAAAUUCAUCUUCUACGCAACAUACCUGUCUGAGAAAAUUGGGUACUGGAGAUACAUUACCAUAUAUAGACACCUGAAAGCGAAUCCGAAAUAUACGUGCUACCCGAUUUUCAAUUACUUCGAGAACUGGUGCCAGGAUGAGAAUCGCCAUGGUGACUUUUUCUCUGCUUUGAUGAAAGCUCAACCUCAGUUCCUCAAUGACUGGAAGGCGAAAUUGUGGGCCCGCUUCUUCUGUCUUUCGGUUUACGUGACUAUGUAUCUCAAUGACUGCCAGAGGAGUGCUUUUUAUGAAGGCAUUGGCCUUAACACAAAAGAAUUUGAUAUGCAUGUCAUCAUUGAGACGAACCGAACAACGGCUAGAAUCUUCCCGGCUGUACUAGAUGUGGAGAACCCGGAGUUCAAGAGGAAGUUGGACAGAAUGGUGGAGAUCAACCAAAAGCUGAUCGCAGUUGGGGAGAGCAGUGACCUUCCCGUGGUGAAGAAUCUGAAGAGAAUCCCUCUCGUUGCUGCCCUUGCUUCUGAGCUGUUCGCUGCCUAUCUCAUGAAACCUGUUGAUUCUGGUUCCGUUGACCUUGCUGACUUCGAAACCCAGCUCGUUUACUGAAUGAAGACUGCUCUCCUCUUCUUUAAUUCUUGCCAAAACUCUAUUCACGAUUGUGUAUAAUCAUCUAGUCAGAGAGAAAUUUCCUCAUCGUUUCUAUUUGGCUGAAUUAAUUAAUUCUCGCUAAAAGUUAAGUUUACCUUUUUUUAAUUAUACUUCUUCCGUCGGUCCGUCCACUUAAAUUGUUAUUUUUUUUGUCCGUUCCACUAACUUAUACUCCGUACUUCCUAAGGGAGUGUUUGCAACUGC